AUUUACUGGCAGCCCCACCAAUGCCGUCACUCAAAGCACACUUUUAUCCUAAGAAAAAUAUAAUUUUAAAUUUUUUUUUGUCAUGCAUGCAAUCAUAAUAUUUUAAAAUAAUAAAAAAAAAACUAACAAUGUUUCAUCACAAAUAUUGUAAUAUUCUUAAGAGAACAAUUGUGCACAGUCUAAAUCGUAAAAAUCAUGUAAAGUUAAGUGAAAACCUCACCAAGCCAAUAGUAUUAGGGAUUGAAACAUCAUGUGAUGAUACUGGGUGUGCUAUUGUUGACGGCACAGGAAAUAUACUAGGAGAAGCUUUAUUCUCUCAGAAUGCUCUGCAUGUUAGAUGUGGUGGUAUUAAUCCUUUAGUUGCCCAUGAACUUCAUCGGGAUAACAUAGAUAAUGUUGUAAAUGAAGCACUGGGUAAUGCAGGAUUAAAAAUAAAAGAUGUAGAUGCCAUUGCAGUCACUACUAAACCUGGUUUGUUGAUUAGUCUUCAAGUCGGUGUGAAGUAUGCUAAAUAUUUGGCUAAACAGUAUAAUAAACCUUUGAUACCCAUCCAUCAUAUGGAAGCACAUGCAUUAAUACCAAGGAUGUGUAAAGAUAUACCAUUUCCAUUUAUAGUUCUUUUAGUUUCAGGAGGGCAUUGCCUUCUUGCUGUAGUUAACCAUAUAGAUGAUUUUGUUCUACUGGGUCAGUCAAUAGAUAAUGCACCUGGAGAAGUUUUAGACAAAAUUGCUCGGAGAAUGAAAUUAAGAAACAUACCCACUUACUCAACCAUGGCAGGAGGUAGAGCAGUUGAACUGGCAGCUAAAGGUGCAAAAUACCCAGACCUUUUUAAAUUUCCAUUACCAUUAGCAAGAUAUAGAGAUUGCAAUUUUAGCUUUAGUGGAAUUAAAGACUAUUUUGUUAGAAAGCUUGUACAAAUGGAGAAUGAACAUGGAAUAAUGGGCAAUGAAAUAAUUCCUGAAUAUAGAGAUUUCUGUGCAGCAUUGCAACUUGCUGUUGCUGAACAUUUAGUUCACAGAACAGAGAGAGCUUUACUGUUUUGUGAAGAAGAAAAAUUAAUAGACACAUCUAUAAAAAACAUAAUAGUAUCUGGAGGUGUAGCCUGUAAUGAUUUUAUAUUCAAAUCUAUAGAAUUUAUUGCAAAUAAAUGGAAUUAUAAAACAAUAAGACUACCACCAAGAUUAUGUACAGAUAAUGGGAUAAUGAUAGCUUGGAAUGGUGUAGAAAAAUAUAAAAAGGAGCUGGAUAUUGUCUCAGAUUUCAACAUAAAAGACAUUGAUCCUACAGCUCCUUUAGGUAGGAAUUAUAUCAACAACGUCCAGGCUGCUAAUUUACCAGUUAAAGCAACAAAAUUACAUAUACUUUAUGAUACCUAAUGAUUCUUUUAUUUUAU
Molecule: messenger RNA, 1393 nt
Organism: Manduca sexta (tobacco hornworm)
Lineage: Eukaryota; Metazoa; Arthropoda; Insecta; Lepidoptera; Sphingidae
Product: probable tRNA N6-adenosine threonylcarbamoyltransferase, mitochondrial
Exons: 1
Coding region: 129-1376 (415 amino acids)
Biological process (GO): tRNA threonylcarbamoyladenosine modification
Cellular component (GO): mitochondrion
Source: RefSeq, a predicted model, not a curated record